AUACACCAGAGCGUGUGUCAUGCUGACGUCUCGCUAACUUCUCUAACAAUAUAAAGGGCAUUUCGUUGUUGAAACAAGAAUUUACCCCGGCAAUUUUGAUAAAACGGACAAGGCGAAACGAUAAUGGAUAUACUUAUGGAUCAUGAGGUAAGCAGAUUUCGCUUAAUGCCAAAACAUUAUAUAGAAUGAACGCUGAGGCGCAUUAUACGAUAUAGCAUACCAACGUGAUAGUUAUUAAACAGCUGAUAUAAAGAUAUUUAGCUUUAGUAGCAGAUGGCUAGAAGUUAAAGCAGGUAUAACUCAGUUAUAAAACACAGUAAUCUAACCGUUUACUUUAUGCAACUUUCGAACGGACUGGCAUUUUCUACCCGGUACAGAAAUUUACAACCGUUAAUCGUUCGCUGACGCCAGUAAACACGAACAAUGUAAAAUCACGCUUCAUUAGCCCCCAUGUUUACAUCUAUUCCAUUUCACUGCAUUUGCAAACUGUUUUUAUUCUAACGUCUAGGGGGCCAACGAUUGGAACACACUAGCCACGCAAAAACACCUCAGUUAAUGUUGUCACUUCAUCAACUUGGAUGAAAUUUAGCACAUUUACUACAGUCGAAAAGUCAACACGCGACGUUUCGAACUUACAAAGCCCUUUGUUAGAGCGAAGCAGGAAUUAAAAAAAAAAAUACUACUUCCGACGGCCGAGCAUAACCUUUGCUUUAUUUCCUUUGAAGGAUGUUUUAACUAAAUAAUAUUCAGGGGCACGCAACGACUACUUUCUGUGAAAUAACUGUUCGAAGGAACACUAUUUCCUAGAAAUUUCCAAAAAUCCAGAAAGGCUAAAAGAUUUUGGAUAAUUGUUCCAUUCGUGUAAGAUAUUUGGAGUUUUUCCAUUAACUUACCUACGAUUUUCCUAGCUUGUAUUUUUCACAUUUUAUUACCAAGAUGUUGCGAUUAUUUUUAAGAAAGGUCGCCCAAUGUAAGGGAAUCUGGAUUCCGGAGUCCUCGAAAUUUUUGCUUGUGGAAUUCGGAAUCUUGGAAAAAUUUGCUGUGGAAUCCGGAGUCCUGGGCUUUGGAAUCCGGAAUACAGCUCAAGAAAUCCAGAAUGCCACUAACGAUUGGAAUCCGGAAUCCAAGUUCCACUGAGAAAGACCGGAAUCCAGUACCCGGAAUCCGGAAUCCGGAAUCCGAGACGUGGAAUUCAGAAUCUAAGAGUGGAUGGCUUGGAUUCCCUUACAUGGGGAGAAAGGUCUCCUAAAAAAACCGGUGUAACGUACCCUGGCAUCUUCCAAUGAAAAUACGGCUACUUCCCGGCCUCUAACAUUUGACCGGACCCACAUUAGCCUGUGCCAGGCUCUCAGAUAGUAUAGUGGGGACGUAUUGAAACGAGCAAAGCGAAAAUAUGACGCGCGCGACUUUUACUGAACGACUUUUCACCACUAUUUUAGCCUGCUCCGUCGCCAACGCCCCCUUUCCCGCGUCUUAUAUUCGCUUUGCUCGUUUUAAUACGUCCCCACUAUACUAUCUGAGAGCCUGGCACAGGCUAGACCCACAUCUGAGCAGGUAACAGUUUCGGAUGAGAAGAAAAAGCCACUUAAAACUUUCGAGAUGACCAAAUUUCCUCCAAGGCAUUUACAUCCGAUCAGAAAAAUAGCUUUUAAUUUAGGGCAGCUCCAGAUUAACCAUACGGGCUUCUAAAGCAUAGAGAAACCAUUUGAGACAUUUCUGACAUAUAUGGAAACAUUCGGUCGUUGGUUGGCCCUGUGUAUUGACUCAGGAUAUGCUAAAUCACCGUAAAAAACUUUAAGGGCCAGCUAUUUAAAUAGAGUUUAGCCAGUGUUUAACAAAACCGCGUUCUAAGCUAUUUUCAGUUUGCCAAAUGCUUUUAUGCACACACCAUUCACCGUGAACAGUUUUAUGAAACCAUAUAGCGCAGACUAGAAACGCAUUUUUCUACUUACAAUAACCCACUAAGGAAGAGAUCUGGAGGUCCAAAGAUUUCCUAAAUCGCGGUCUAAGCUAGACGUCCUUUAAAUAAUCGACCCUAAGUGUCCAGGUUCCAGAGAUUCCGUUUCAUUUCAGGCACCGUGGCUGCCUCUGGUUAGAUGUUACUGAAUCAAAGUCGCUCAACUGUUAACUUGAUUCAAAGGGAAAAAGCGAACAAACAAAAAACAACAACUAUUUUUGUGCCCCAGUGCAAGGUCGAGAACUUGUAUACGGGCACUGUUCGUGAUCAUUUGCGGUCUGGGGAUCAUUUGCAAUACUGUACAGAUUUCGGCUCCACUACGCCGUACAACAUGAAUAGAAAACCAUUAUGCCUAUUUUGGCUGUUUCGGCCGAGCACCACAGAAAAAACAAUAGGUUAUACAACAACUUCGAUUACAUUCGAACAUGUGGUAGAUAACAGAGCUGAGCGACAGUUUACAAAGAAUACUGUCAGAGGGGAGGCCGGAAUAUACCAACCGGAAAAAAAACCCGUAGGGAAAAAACUCAACAGGAAAUCUGGGAAGGAUCCAUGGCUCAUGCUCUGAAAAGCCACUUCUACGAAGGUUACACGCCUGGAGGGUCUCUGCCCACAUUUGUUUAGCAUGUAUUCCAACAAGCACGGUCAAUUCGAAAUAAUUAUUCGAAACGAAAACAAGUAAAACCCUCGCGAAAGCGAACUGUCACUAAUAAAUCAAAUAUAUACUAACAGUAAAUAAAUAAAAAAUAACGUGGGCUAGACGAGGUGUCCGCCUAGAAUGUUUUCCCACGUGAUAAGCAUCCCUUUUAUAGCACUCCAUUCUACCCAUACUGCACUUCAACUGAAACCGUCCCAGUAGUAUGGUGUAUGGGGGUACGAGCGCAUUUUCCAUAUUUUGGAUUUGACCUUGGGAUCCGACCACCUGGCCACGAGAGUAAACUCAUUUUUAUUGUACAAUUUUGGAGAAAUUGUAAAUGCAGAGACUAGGAAUGUGCUCAAAUAACUUGAACUACUUGCAAAAUAAGACAUCACGUCUUCACCACAUUCGACGCACGUAUAAGAAACGUAAAAUGUAAAAAUAAAAAUGCUCUAGAAGUUUUAAAACGUUUUUAAAAAGUUUUUUUUUUUAAAUUUCUAGAGCAUUUUAUUUUUACAUUUUACAUUUCUUAAACGUGCGUCGAAUGUGGUAAAGACGUGAUGUCUUAUUUCGCACGUAGUUCAAGUUAUUAUAUAAUUAGAUUACAUGAAUACUGAAUAAAACCGACAGUUGAACUGACAGUUGAACUGGUAGUUGAACUGUUGGUUUUAUACAGUAUUUGUGUCACCUAAUUAUAUAAAAAAAUGAGUUUACUCAAGUGGCCAGGUGGUCUGAUCCCAAGGUCAAAUGCAAAAUAUGGAAAAUGUGCUCAUACCCCCAUAUACUAUACUACUCGCCCCAGUCCCCACUGCUCCCGUGGCACAGAAAAAUUUCUUUUCCGGCUAAUUCGUAUCCACUCAAACGCCGAAAAUUCUAUUUUACGUAAAGAACAAAACCGUCAGACCUGACCAGUGCUGUCGUAAUAUUUCUAAUUCAUUAAUAAGACGCAAUAAGUCAGUAUUUUUCGAUGUAUCAAAUUAGCUUCAAAUGAAUGAAAAUAAAAAAUAUCACUUUGGCAAAAACACCUGAGAAAAUAACAAAGAGGGUUACGGCAAGUGACAAAGAAUGAAGGACCGAUUAUGUAUUUGAAGGAUAUUGUACACUGCUUACAAAAAAAAGGAAAAUUAAGACGUAGGCGAGGUGAACCUCCUUCAAGUCAACAAAACUGACGGUUUGUUCUAAACCACUGCAUUGUAACAGCUAUCUCCACCUUUAGAAUGUACUGAGUAACAAAGAAAUUCGGCUAAAAUUUUUAUGUCUUUCUUCAUGUUUUGAGUUAGACAACGGCUACUCGAAUAACUCGCUUGAAUUAAGUUCGACGUCUGAAACCAAGUCGUGCAAGAGUAGUGCUACAAUCGAGCCAGCUUAGAUGGUUAAUAGCAAGACUUAUGAAAUAUUAUACUCUCUUGUACUUUCUUUUAUUUUUCCAUUUAUUAUUUAUUUAUUUAUUGUUUUGCUUUCCCCUGAUGCAGGAACCGAGACUUAAUGCGGCAAAAAUAUUAAUUGCAGAUCAAGAUCGGAAAAAUCUUUCUCAUCACCCAGCGAAAAAACGUCGUGGUACAUUUCUGUUCCCAGAACCAACUGGCCCUCACCCUCAACGCAGGAAAAAUCACGAUAGUUCCAGUGCCUCCUCAUGCGUCACUACAACAAAGAAAUUUACUUUCGAAGAACUGCAGAGACUUCUUUUCACUAAAAACGACAUUCAAGAGAUCAGUGUCAAGCGUCCAGUGGAAUCACGGCAAAAUGAGUGCUUUUGUGAGUAUAUAAUAGAGACCUUUAGAUUCCAGGACGAGGACGACUUCGAGUACGAGAUUUGACUUCACGUUUUUUCGCGUAUUCUGAAAUUAUAGACUCCCCGGAAAGCUUCAUUUUCCCAUUUUUCACUAGAAAUGUUAGCACUGUUACCUUUAGUAAAGGAGGUUACACCCUCUCGCGAUCGCAAAAUGAUAAAACUUUUAACAUUUGAUAACUUGUUUGUGCCACUUCGACAUUCUCGCUAAAACUCGUAGUAGAAUGACGACGGCUACCACAUUUUCCCGCCAAAAUGACGCUGGUUCACGCGCCAGCACUACGUAGUAUUGAGAAAAUCUCGUACUCGUAGUCGUUCUCGUCUUAGGAUCUAAAGGUCUCUAAUACCCGACCGGGACAUUUAACUGCCUUAGUUAGUUUCCACCAGUGAUAGAGAGAGGGCAGCGCAAAUGAGAGAGCAUCUUAAAUUUAACGGCAAGGUGAAAAACAUUACCUGAUCUGGGAACACCUCUGGUUUUCGAACGCCAUUUUGAAAAAUGUGAAUUUCUUCCCUUUUUUGUGCUUACCGAAUGGAACUAUGGGUAGAAACACCAAGUCAAACCGAACAAAUAACGAGCAAAGCCGGUGGGAAUACGAAAUUAUCCGAUUUUUGAAAUGGCCGCCAUGAUGUGAAAUAACAAGGUAGUUAGCAGUGGGAAAAGGGGGUGUAUACAGUCCCGCACACAAGUCUUUCCUUGGAACGACGAGUCCUAUCUGAAUACAAUCGAUUUCGCCACUUCGCCUACUCUAGAAUUAUGAACUAACAAUCGAUUUCGCCACUUCGCCUACUCUAGAAUUAAGAACUAACAAUCGAUUUCGCCACUUCGCCUACUCUAGAAUUAUGAACUAGAGGUUAAAAAUUGUAAGUAUAAUGUGGCGAGCAGAUGCUGGGCAGUGAAACAUCAUCUGAGAAACGAUGAACUAACAUAUACGUUUUGCUAAUUAUAAACCCUUUUAUAUGGCCGAUUUAUUGUUGUGAAUAAACGACUUCAAGGGAGCGCCAAAAUCACCAGUUCUUUGUGAUUUGGGUCUUUAUUGGCCAGUUUCAAUCAUACCAAAAUAAUUUGAAACUGUUUGUGCGCGCCACAGGACACAGCGACAGGACACCCAAGGAACCAAGGAGACCCAAAGAUUAGGCUGCUGCUCGCCUGGAGGCGCGCAGCCAUUACUCUGAUCAUAAUGGUAUUUCAAUUGUUUCAGGGUGUGAUGCCACUAAGACAAAUCCAAACUUUCAAUGUCCCAUGCAUAAGCAUGACAAUGCAGUCGUGAAGAAGACAUCACAGUUACCACUGGCUCUGAGAUCACUUCCGCCGGAAGUUGGUUUGUGUACCUCCACUAUCCCCGGGCAGGAAUGUGGUAUUUGCGCCAAGCGAAAGAUUCCUGUUGGUGCGUGGAUUGGCCCUUAUGAAGGAAAAUUUUUGAAGCCGAAAGAGCUGUCUUCAACGACCGAUACAUCAUAUAUGUGGGAGGUAUGUUCACGAAAGAGUGGUUAUUUCAGUAUUUUGCAAAAAAAAGUUUAUUUUGAGAUGCGACUCUUCAGUUAAAAAUAAAAGAGGUCGAUAAUAUGUGACAAGCGCUAAGGGUGGACUAUUUAACGAGCAGUAGGAGACUUCAUCAUCUAUCACAACAAAGCCGUAGAAUUUUAAUAGCAUAUUGUAUAAAUCUAUUUUUGUUUGGUGUACACUACCCUCUCUACCACCAGAACCUCUCUUACGUAAUCGAGAAAGACUCCGCUUGAAUCUUUUUUGAGCUUGCGUCUUCAAAGACUUCACUCGAUUCAGACAGAGCCUCCUUUUCUCCUGCUUACGGGGGGGAGGUGGGGGGGGGGGGGGGGUGGUACAAAAAACAUCAAAAAAAAUAACCGGUUCCAAUCCAUUAAUUUUUAAAAUUUUUCAAAUUGUUGUCCGCAAGGUUAAUUUUGUGGGAGGGAUUGUAAACCUACAAACUGGGUGUGAUUUAUUUGUUCUGAUCGACACAAAAAGGAACAAAAUCUAUUUGCGUUUCAGUACUUGGGCAGAAUAUUCUAUCGUGCAUUCAAGGAUAUUCUACCUGGAGAAGAAAUGCUAG
This is a messenger RNA of Porites evermanni, 6446 nucleotides long. The record is from the annotation of a GenBank genome assembly. Lineage: Eukaryota; Metazoa; Cnidaria; Anthozoa; Scleractinia; Poritidae.